GGGCAGUUUCGACUUUUUGGAGAGGAGAGGGUGGGGAGGCGUGAGCGCGAGGGAAGGGGAGGGGGUUUCUCGAUUUCUUCCGCGCGGUUGCGGAAUCGCGAAUUCAAUUCGAUUCCGCUCCACCACCACCACCUCGCGCCGCCCAGCUGCUCCGAUUCGCGCUGCGGAGCUUCCCUUUUUCCACCCGCUGAUCGAUUGAUUCGUUGUUUUUUGGGGGGGAUUUUUUUCUGGUGUGUGUGUUUUUUUUCCCGAUCGGAUCGGUCCAGAUCGGGUCGAUUUGGGCGGGGUGGAGGAGGUGGAGGGAAGGGGGAGAUGCGGAUCGAGGAGCUUCCGGGUGAUUCCGGCGGAGGAGGUGGGGAUGGUGGUGGUGGUGGUGGCGGCGGGGCGCUGCUGCAGCUGCGUCGUGGGGCGGCGGCGGCGGCGGCGGCGGUGGAGGAGGAGGGUGGGGUGGUGAUGCGUGUGGCUUUCGACGCGAAGCGCGCGGCGGUGGGCGUCGGCGCGCGGAUGCUGUUCUACCCGACGCUGGUGUACAACGUCGUCAGGAACCGAUUCGAGCCGCACUUCCACUGGUGGGAUCAGGUCGACGAGCAUGUUCUGCUCGGUGCUGUUCCUUUCCCCAGCGAUGUUCUACGGCUGAAGGAGCUUGGAGUUUGCGGUGUUGUGACACUGAAUGAAUCCUACGAGAGGCUGGUUCCCAGGUGCCUGUAUGAGGCUCAUGGAAUUGAAAACCUGGUGUUACCAACUAGAGAUUAUCUUUAUGCACCAUCAUUUGAGAACCUUUGCCGGGCUGCUGACUUCAUCCACAGAAAUGCUUUGUGUGGGAAGUUGACAUAUGUUCACUGCAAAGCUGGACGUGGACGGAGCACAACAGUUGUUCUUUGCUACUUGGUGCAAUACAAACAAAUGACUCCGGCUGAAGCUUAUGAACAUGUUCGCUUGCGCAGGCCAAGGGUGCUAUUAGCUUCUGCACAGCGGCAGGCUGUUGAGCAAUUCUACCAGCUUAGGGUGAAGAAAUCUGGGAAAUCCAUUUGCCUGGACAGCCCAAUAAUGAAACCACCGCUGUUCCUUGCCACUCGCAACCUCAUUGCAUUUGACGAGAAGACAUUCGUCAUGGUUUCCAAAUCGGACCUCGAAGGGUAUGAUGCGGAUACCUUGGCCGUUAACGUGGGCAGUGGCUUGUGGGAGAUAAGCCUAGUAUACCGCGUGCAGUUUGCGAGCCAGGCGGCCUUUGCAGGGUUCUCAUACCUGUGGGUACGAUGCCGUGCCCCCCGUAAGAACAAGGAGGCACUCCCUGUCCCUGAGAGUAACAAUAGCGUGGGGAGCGAGAGCUGCUCCCUUGAGGCAGAGCAACUCGCCAAACCUCACCCAUGUUUGCUUCAAGGUGUCAUGGUUAAUCCAUGAUCGUUCGACUUGCAUUCGCCGCGACCUUUCUUUUAACUUUUUGUCUGGCAUGUCAUCCGUAUAUAUUAAAGCCAAGAACAUGCAAAUGCAAUGUGAAGUCCUUAACUCCAGUCUCCUCAGCAAGCAAAGAGUGCAGUUGCUUGGGUAUGUACAUAUCUGUAAUAAGUUGACUUCUACAUGUACAGAGGUAAAUGACAAGGUAUCUCAAAUCGCUGACCAUGUGUCCCAACUAGCCCACUUGAUUAUUCGGUGGAAACUAUCAUAUAUUUUUCCUCUUAA
This is a messenger RNA of Oryza sativa Japonica Group (Japanese rice), 1680 nucleotides long. Its product is annotated as phosphatidylglycerophosphate phosphatase PTPMT1. Gene Ontology annotation, biological process: protein dephosphorylation. Lineage: Eukaryota; Viridiplantae; Streptophyta; Magnoliopsida; Poales; Poaceae. The record is from RefSeq and is a predicted model, not a curated record. Gene Ontology annotation, molecular function: protein tyrosine/serine/threonine phosphatase activity.